AUGCCCUCUCGACGCACGUCUCUUGCGUUUUCUGGUAGCGGCGGCAGCACGAGUAAUCCCUUUAAAGAAAAUGAGGAUUUGAAAGGCCAAUUGACGGCAUUGCGUGGGAUUUCAUCGCGGGUGGAAUUCAAUGGAUGGCGGUUUUCGUUCUUGACGAAAUUUGACGCGUAUUUGGAUGCGGCUGGCAGUGAACGGGCAUCGGAUGCCUAUGCGGACUUUAGCGACACCACGGCCAAUCUAGUCCAGAUGGUUCAUCAAAUGGAAGGACUGGUAGCCAGUGGCGCGAUUGGUUUGGGAGGAGUUUCUGUCAAGGGUCGUCAGUGUCUGGAAGAAGUCAAGAAACACUGUACUGCCGCGUCGGAUGCCUUGGCGGAAUUGUUGCCUGGAUCCGCUACCACAGCGGAUGCCGUGGACCGUGGCUACACCAAUUAUCACAUGGGAGCCAUUCUCAUUGGAGAUGGAUUCAGUCUCUACACUUAUCUCACCAUGUGCGAUCAGAUUUUGCAACGGCGAAAACAAGAAUGGCUGCAGCAUCCGGAAGUGGCCGACAAGCAAAUUCUCGAAGAAAUGGACAAUUAUCACAAAAAAUUGGAAAUCUUUUGCGAUGUCAUGAGAGAUCUGGGCUUGUACGAUGCCAUGAUGAAGGCCAAGGAAAUCAAUCAACAGCAACUCGAUGAUCCAGAUGAUUUGCAGUCCAUCUUGUCGGCUCUAUCAGAUCAUGAACACUUGGAAGACAAUAAGGACUAUCAGACAGAAGACACGGAAGAAUCAUCCUCAUCAGAAGAACAGGAACAGGAAUUUGCUGAACCUGAACCUGAACCUGAACCUGAACCACCCAAACCAAUCGUGGCAGCCCCAGCACCUGCUCCUGAACCGCCCAAACCCAUAGUGGCAGCACCUGCUGCUCCUCCAGCAUCCAAGCGUCCCUCCGUCGUCAAAAAGAAAAAGGCCGUGGUAGACGAUGAACCCGAUCUACCGAGGACGACCAAACCAACCGGCAAAAUGCAAUUGCCUGGAGGGGCAAGAAGAGGAUCGAUGCCGACGCCUAGAUCCAACAACACCCAGAACAAACCAACAGCAAAUCCUACCAAGAAACAAGCUCCUUCCAAUAAUCCACCACCUCCUGUAUCCCAAAAAGCAUCGCGACGUAGUACCAUGCCACCACGGCCACAAGAAGCAGUACCCACACCACAGUCCACACAACAAGCACUCAAACCACCACCACCCAAACCCAAACCCAAACCGCAAACCAAAGUGGCCAUUUUGGAUCGUAUCCUAGCACAAGCCGACAAGGAAGGAGUCGCACAGGUCAAACAACCCAAGCCAAAGAAAAAGAAACGUCCCAAAAAUCAAAAAAGACCAGACGACGAUGAACCAGACUUGCCUCCUACGGCGAAACCCAAGGCGGCACCGCGAUUGCCAGGAGCCGGAACGCGACGGGCAUCCAUGCCGGCCGAUUGGGGACGAGGAGGCAAGCCUCAACGACCGUCUGCUACUAAGGAAAAACCGGUGGCGCGCAGUCGAGAACCACAACCCUACGGCAUGGGAGGAUCCGUACCGAAUCAACAUGACGACGGAAACGGAGACAAUGAUCCACCCAUGUCCAGACGACGUCAAUCGCAACCCUACGGCAUGGACAAGGAUCUGCCACGCCAACGAGAACCACAACCGUACGGCAUGGGUGGUGGAGGUGAUGAUGAUGACAACAAUGAUCCUCCCAUAUCUCUCAGGCGUGAGUCGCAGCCCUACGGCAUGGACAAGGACUUGCCACGCCAACGAGAACCACAACCGUAUGGAAUGGGCGGUGGAGGAGAUGAUGAUGCCAACAACUAUCCUCCCGUAUCUCUCAAGCGUGAGUCGCAGCCCUACGGCAUGGUUGGUGGCGGUGGUGAUCGGAACAGUGGCCCGCCAAUGUCGCGACAACGAGAAUCACAGCCGUACGGCAUGGCAGCGCCUCCUUCUAACAAACCAAAUUCUGCUGCUGGGUCUCCAUCAGCCGACAGCAGCAAGAACAACUCGCCACAAACCAAGCCAGGCGCCGGAGCUGGGGCAGGAAACACAAAAGCAAACUCUGCAAGCAAACCAAAACCCAAAGGUGCCCCUGCAGGCAAGCCAAGACCCAAAAUGCCUGGUGACGAUUCCCGUGGGGCUGGGCGGAAGCUGUCCGCCAAAGAAGCCAAGGAGAAACCACUGCCCAAAGUCAAUGUGCCAAAGCGCUCUUCCAAUGUCCCGGCUCGCAUUACGAAGAAACCUGACUUGGCUGCCCGGGAGAAGGCUCGCAAAGAGGCAGAAGCAGCUGCCAAGAGGGAGGCGGAAGAAAAGGCCAAGAAAGAAGCUGCAGCAAAGAAAGAGGCAGAAGAACGGACUAGGAAAGAAGCAGCCGCCAAGAAAGAGGCUGAGGAACGUGCAAGGAAGGAGGCCGCUGCCAAGAAAGCCCUUGAAGAAACGGCCAAAAAAGAAGCUGCAGCAAAGAAAGAGGCCGAAGAGCGGGCUAGAAAGGAGGCCGCUGCCAAGAAAGAGGCAGAAGAACGCGCCAAAAAGGAGGCCGCUGCCAAGAAAGCUGCGGAAGAGAAGAAACGGCAAGAAGAAGCUGCCAAGAAAGAGGCCGAAGAGCGAGCUAGGAAAGAAGCAGCUGCAAAGAAAGAAGUUGAGGAAAGAGCUAGAAAGGAAGCUGCUGCUAAGAAAGCUGCUGAAGAGAAGAGACGCCAAGAGGAAGCUGCCAAGAAAGAGGCAGAGGAACGGGCCAGGAAAGAGGCUGCAGCCAAAAAAGAAGAGGAGGAACGAGCUAGAAAGGAAGCUGCUGCUAAGAAAGCUGCUGAAGAAAAGAAACGACAAGAAGAAGCAGCCAAGAGAGAGGCUCAAGAGAGGGCCAGGAAGGAGGUGGCUGCCAAGAAAGAAGCUGAGGAACGAGCCAGGAAAGAAGCUGCCAAGAAAGCUGCGGAGGAAAAGAAACGCCAAGAAGAAGCGGCAAAGGAGGCAGAAGAGAGGGCCAGGAAGGAGGCUGCUGCCAAGAAGGAGGCUGAGGAAAGAGCCAGGAAAGAAGCUGCCACAAAGAAAGCUGCUGAAGAGAAGAAACGCCAAGAAGAAGCAGCCAAGAAGGAAGCAGAAGAGCGGGCCAGGAAGGAGGCUGCUGCCAAGAAGGAGGCUGAGGAAAGAGCAAGGAAAGAAGCUGCUGCUAAGAAAGCAGCUGAAGAGAAGAAAAGACAGGAAGAAGCAGCCAAGAGAGAGGCUGAGGAGCGGGCCAGAAAGGAGGCUGCGGCCAAGAAAGAAGCUGAGGAGCGGGCCAAAAAGGAAGCAGCCGCCAAGAAAGCUGCCGAAGAAAGGAGACGCCAAGAAGAAGCUGCCAAGAAAGAGGCUGAAGAAAAGGCAAGGAAGGAGGCUGCUGCCAAAAAAGAAGCUGAGGAACGUGCGAAAAAGGAGGCAGCUGCCAAGAAAGCAGCUGAAGAGAAGAAACGCCAAGAAGAAGCAGCCAAGAAGGAAGCAGAAGAGAGGGCCAAGAAGGAGGCUGCGGCCAAGAAGGAAGCAGAAGAACGUGCUAGAAUGGAAGCAGCUGCCAAGAAAGCUGCUGAAGAGAAGAAACGUCAAGAAGAAGCUGCCAAGAAAGAGGCCGAAGAAAAGGCAAGGAAGGAGGCUGCUGCCAAAAAAGAGUCAGAAGAACGGGCCAGAAAGGAGGCGGCUGCGCAGAAGGAGGCUGAGGAAAGAGCUAAGAAGGAGGCAGCAGAAUCAGUCGCACGACAAACAGAGGAACCGGCUGAACACAAUGAGAAUGAUGCACCUGACAAUAAUCCUAACGAUGUCAAGGCUCGUCUUGCGGAACUAAAGCGACAACAAGCAGCUUUGAUGGCUGCCGCUUCGAUGCCCCUAAUGGCACCCAUGAGAGCUCCUGUGAAGCGCAAUAAGUCAUUGAAAAAGCCCAAGAAGGAGUUGGACAAGGAAAAGAAACGAAAAUGCUACAUGUGGUAUGCACGGUUGGGCCAGCCUGAUCGAAACAGCAUGAUUCAGUCGGUGUUGAAGCUUCACAAGUCAUGUGACAUUACUGUGGAGGAUGUAGAGGCCUUGCCGUGGAUUUGCGGUGGCGCUUUGUUGCCCGUCAAGGAAAUGAACGACUUGUUCCUGUAUGGAUAA
Messenger RNA from Seminavis robusta, 4125 nucleotides. The record is from the annotation of a GenBank genome assembly. Lineage: Eukaryota; Bacillariophyta; Bacillariophyceae; Naviculales; Naviculaceae.